This is a messenger RNA of Spizellomyces punctatus DAOM BR117, 1809 nucleotides long. RefSeq lists its product as uncharacterized. NCBI's taxonomy places the organism in Eukaryota, Fungi, Chytridiomycota, Chytridiomycetes, Spizellomycetales, Spizellomycetaceae. The transcript has 3 exons. The record is from RefSeq and is a predicted model, not a curated record. The coding region runs from base 945 to 1292 and encodes 115 amino acids.
UCUGAAGACUGACGUUUCGAAUACCGGAGUCGCUUGCAAAGUACCUGUAGUUGGCAGUAUCAUUGGGUUCAGUUCUUCGCUCAUUUUUGGAGAAGACGUUUGUGAAACACCAAAGUCCGCACUGGAAAAACUCCAGAUUUUUGUUGAAGGAACAGCAGAAAUCAAUGCUUCGUUGUAUGCAAAGGUGGAGGCUUCAUAUAAGAACGUAUGGAGGAAGCAGUCACUGUGAGCGAUAAUCAGUUACCAAGAGCUAGGGACAAAACGCAGGUGGCUGUUCUUGAACUGAACUGACGACCAUCACGUGCCGGCCAUGAAUGACAGCUAUAUGAUUCUGGAGGGAAGUGCGGGACUUGCUUUCCGUCAAUAUUCGAUCUGCAAGUAGCCGCACUUCUUUGCUGUGUGAAGGCAGAAUUGCAGCAUAAAAAGCGACCGCGGUAUUUCUGCACCUCUCUUGCAACUAAGACGUUGCCUUCCUGCCCCCUUCUCCCUUCCCACAAUCCAUCCACGAUGAUUCUUUGACAAUGCACUGCUUCCAAGAACUGGAAGCAAAGAUUUUCAUUUCUGUCAGAACAAGUUGCAGAAAUCGCGUAAAUAAUGGAAAUCCAUGGUCAAUCGCCAAGUUACCUGCACCCACAAAUAAUCGGUCCGUCCUCCUAGAUGGCUGAGUGCCUUUCCCUAUCAGCAAGAGUCUGCUCCUUAUUCCGUCGAUUCGUCAAUCGCAUUACCCUCAGACACCUCCUGAAUGGCUCGUCCGACUGGGCAAGAAGGAAUUUCAACACGUUGAUGGCUGCCAUUAUGGCAUUUGCUGCUGACCCAAGUGCUAAUCCUCGGAUCUGGAAGAGAUAGCCGUCGACAUAUUUAUCCUGCACGUGUUACAGAUAUGUGUUAGCUUGCAUGUUAGAUGAAUCAUAACAAAGCCAAAUUGGCUCUGGAAUACCAGAAACAUGUCGAUAUCCAAAAAAGCCACAAAAGAACGGCUGCUUGACGCGGCCAGACUGUUUCAGCCGUCCCAGGUAUCUGCAAUGCGUUCUCGUGAUUUUGCCAGGGUUUGUGGGUUCCUUGUGCGUGUUCUACCACCUCUAGACCCAUGUGGGACAGAGAUUAGUGUUUGUCUUUAUUAUUCAGGUUCAAAACUUCCUGUAAUCCCCACCCUAACCCUAACCCUAACCUAUAUUUGUUUUCGACUGAAUCAUCGGUUGUUUUCUGCUUCCAUAAGGUUCGGAAAUUGGUCAAGCUUGUCACCAAUGUUUUCCCUUUCGCUUUGGAAGACUUGCCAGUCAAAUCCCACAUGAUGGAAUUACGAUAGGUGCACAAAAUAUCGCUAGUUUUCAACCAUUGCUUGCUUGUACUUUGCGGGAGCAUGGUAGUUCUUGGAACAGAAGUCGUCAAUACAUAUUCCACCCCGACCCAUCCCUCCUUCUCCCACAAGCGCAUCUCUCGUCAUUGUAAUUCGCCUUGCUACACGGAUGACACCACCACUGUUUAUCGUUCGUGCUCGCCACGAGGUACGCCAUGCUGGUGCUGUGUUGCUGAGCUCUCCACCGCACGGCUUGCAAUUGGGCCUCUUGGUUCCGUCGAUUUUGUUCGAUGAGUCUUUGUUGGGUUUGGUGGUAGAGCUGGAUGUGGUUGUCCACGGCUUGUUUGUACGAGGGGUUGGGAACGGCGGGGAGAUGGGAGCGGGUGAAUUCGAAGGGGAGGGUGAUUUGGUACCGGGAAAGGAGGGUGGAGUAGUGCGAAUGUCCCGUGGCGGGGUCGUGGAGCAGAUCGCCGGCGACGAAACUGUAGGCGCCACGUUUGGUGAGGAUUGGG